AUGAGGCGAGCGGGUGAUAUGGCGAUGGCCAUGGCCACGGCGCUCAAAGGUGCUGGCUCAGUCACCAAGGACGAGUUGGCCAAGGCCAAGGCCAUGCUGAAAGGGAAGAUGCUCCGUCAGGCGGACAACGAUUCGGAGCUCAUGCAGGACAUGGGACAGCAGCUCUUGCUCACGGGGAAGCUAAUUGGGAUAUCGUGGAGUCUUUCGAGUCGACCCAAGCUGGAAGUCAGUGCGACGACAAGGCCAGCGAUGGUCCUGACGCAGUUUGGGUAG
Durusdinium trenchii is the source of this 273-nucleotide messenger RNA. The record is from the annotation of a GenBank genome assembly. NCBI's taxonomy places the organism in Eukaryota, Dinophyceae, Suessiales, Symbiodiniaceae.